Messenger RNA from Hevea brasiliensis (rubber tree), 842 nucleotides. RefSeq lists its product as uncharacterized. Lineage: Eukaryota; Viridiplantae; Streptophyta; Magnoliopsida; Malpighiales; Euphorbiaceae. The record is from RefSeq and is a predicted model, not a curated record. The transcript has a single exon. Bases 67 to 576 code for a protein of 169 amino acids.
AAAAAUUAUAGCUUAACCCUCGCUCCUCCGCUCCGCAACCCUAAUGAACGCGCAAAAGAUAAAAAGAUGGGAAUUUGCAGCUCCUGUGGGCCAAGCACGGUGGCCACGGCGAAACUAAUCCUUGAAGAUGGCCGGCUCGAAGAAUUCCAGGUCGCAGUUAGGGUUUCACAGAUAUUACAAAGAAAUCCUAGUUGUUUCAUAUGCAACGCAGAUGACUUGGGCUUUGAUGACCACGUUUCAGCCAUUAAUGAUGAUGAAGAGCUGGAGUUGGGUCAGCUUUACUUCGAAUUGCCAGUUAGCUGGUUGGACUGUCCCAUUAAGGCUGAAGAAAUAGCUGCCUUGGCUGUAAAGGCAAGUUCGGCUAUAAAGAUUGGUCGUAGAGAUGGGUGUUGUUGGUUUGGGUUGAGGAGUGUGGAUCUGGUAGAGUUGAAUAGCAAGAAACCUGUGGAGGAUAACCCAUUGGUGAUAGGCAGUAGUGAUGGUGGUGGUUAUAUUGGAGGACUGGUGGCAAGGAGGAGUGGUGGUGGCAGAGAAAGGAAAUUUAUUAAUAAGUUGAGUGCUAUUUUAGAAGAGUAAGGAGACUAAUAUAUUUAUAUGUUGUUAAUUUGAUGGUUUUGCCAUUGCUGCAGGUUUAUCAUAAGUUGUUCCCCUUCACUUUGUACAGAAUUUUGGAGCUACAAGAGAUUUCAUCACUUUUCUUCUUAUUUGUGUCUCUAAAUGCCUUGAAUCCAAGUGAUCUCUCCCUGCAACCUUUAUAAUUGUAUCUAAUUUCAUUUCAAGCGUUUCUGCUUUCUGUUCUAGUGAUCUUAUUCAGAGCCAAAGGAUUUAUAAUAGCAUAUGAA